AUGACUCCUUUCAAGGCACUGUAUGGAAGAACUUAUCGCACCCCAUUGUAUUGGGAUGAAGAUGGUGAGCGACUCACUCUGGGUCCAGAACUGGUCCAAAAUACUUGUGAGAAAGUUGAUCUUAUUACAGAAAAGAUCAGGGUUGCCCAGUCGCAACAGAAAAGCUAUGCUGAUAAGAGAAGACAGCUCUUCCAAUGCAAUGUUGGAGAGAAGGCUUUCCUAAAAGUAUCUCCAAUUAAAGGAGUUGUACGCUUUGGUAAAAGAGGGAAGCUCAAUCCAAGGUACAUUGGUCCCUUCGAGAUCCUAGCCAGAGUUGGGACAGUGGCCUAUAAGCUAGCACUACCUCCAUCACUUGCAAGUGUGUAUGAUGUCUUCCAUGUUUUGAGGCAGUAUAUACCUGAUACUACACAUCUCUUGCCUCAGCAACCUGCUGAACUUGUUACUGAUUUGACAUAUGAGGACGUACCAGAAGAAAUCCUUGAUAGGAAAUAA
Molecule: messenger RNA, 492 nt
Organism: Telopea speciosissima
Lineage: Eukaryota; Viridiplantae; Streptophyta; Magnoliopsida; Proteales; Proteaceae
Exons: 1
Coding region: 1-492 (163 amino acids)
Source: RefSeq, a predicted model, not a curated record